This is a messenger RNA of Colias croceus (clouded yellow), 579 nucleotides long. Its product is annotated as endocuticle structural glycoprotein ABD-5-like. The transcript has 3 exons. The record is from RefSeq and is a predicted model, not a curated record. Lineage: Eukaryota; Metazoa; Arthropoda; Insecta; Lepidoptera; Pieridae. Gene Ontology annotation, molecular function: structural constituent of chitin-based larval cuticle. The coding region runs from base 125 to 475 and encodes 116 amino acids. Gene Ontology annotation, cellular component: chitin-based extracellular matrix.
UAUACAUAUAGUGGGCAGGUAUUUUUGGUCAUAAUAAAUAAGUCAUCUGCUUCGAUAUAAAGGUUGCGACUCAACCAAAUACGUUACAUUCUCUAAAAUAGUCAAGGUAGAAAGAUCAUCUAUAAUGAAACUGCUUAUUGUUUUGUGCAUCGCGGUUGCAGCAGUGUCUGGGGCCGUGCUGCCAUCAGACAAUGUGCAGAUUCUGCGAUAUGACAAUGACAACAUCGGCCUUGGAAACUAUCGUUAUGCAUACGAGCAAAACGAUGGAACAAAACAAGAACAGCAAGGAGAGAUCAUCAACGAAGGUCGCGAAGACGAGUCACUCGUUGUCAGGGGUUCUUUCUCAUGGGUCGGACCUGAUGGUGUCACAUACAAAGUGACCUACGUCGCUGACUCUAACGGCUACCAACCUGAAAUUGAAGAAGGCCCUGGAGGAGCAGUCCCCCCAGGAGUAGUCGCCUCCCUUCUCGGUUAAAUAUUUGAAUUAGCUUCCCCCGCCAAAAACACUUAAUUUUUACGUUUUUCAAUUGUUGUAAUCAGUGUCCCAAAGAAAGCAAUUAUAUAGAAUUGUUAAAAUAA